This is a messenger RNA of Suillus paluster, 291 nucleotides long. RefSeq lists its product as uncharacterized. NCBI's taxonomy places the organism in Eukaryota, Fungi, Basidiomycota, Agaricomycetes, Boletales, Suillaceae. The transcript is spliced from 2 exons. The record is from RefSeq and is a predicted model, not a curated record. The annotation marks the transcript as partial.
CAGCAAGCAGUGAAUUUAAUUUGGUACCACAACAAGAAGGAUGAUGGAGUUGUGUUCGAGAAAGUUUUUUCGCCAUUUCCGAUACCCGCAUUGGCCUUGGUGUACACCACAGCUGAAUGCUGCAUUGAUGAAUGGUGUGACGGCGAAUGCGUGGAUAUCAGCUUUUCGAGUGGUGAAUACAGGGAAGCUUAUGAUCGGCAUCUCGCAAACCUCAAAAAAUUUCAUGCUCGAACGAAGGAUCAUGGGAUACUGAAUAGUAUCCUGACAGAACUCAACAAUACUGGCAGGUAA